AUGACAGUGCAGAUCCACACUGUAUAUAAAGCUAUGAUGUGGCUGCUCUCAGCAGAGUACCAGUUGGAGUCAGAGGUUCGGAGUCAGUGUGAACAGCUGAGAGCCGUUGGAGCGGCACAGCAGCAGGACCACGUUCCCCAGUGCUCAGAGGAUGGUCGCUACAGACAUGUGCAGUGUAAUCGUCUUGGAGAGUGUUGGUGUGUUAAUGGAGAUGGAAGUGAAAUUCCUGGGAGUCGACAGAACUCAUCCGUGGUGCAUUGUCUGACUUCAUGCCAGCUACAGAGACAGAGUGCAUUGCUGAACAAAGACACUGUCCUGACACCUCAGUGCACAAAAUCUGGUGAGUACCAGCCUGUUCAGUGCGAUGGCGCUCUUGGCCAGUGCUGGUGUGUGGACCUGGAGGGCAUGGAGAUCUAUGGCACUCGGCAGAAUGGCAGGCCAUCACAGUGCCCAGGUGUGUGCCAGGUGAGGGAGCGUCGUAUUAUUCAUGGUGUUGGAGAGCCAUCUCCUCCACAGUGCUCGGAUGAUGGGUCUUUCCUUCCUGUGCAGUGCAAGUUGAUUAACACCACCACCAUGAUGGUUUUUGAUCUGUUACAUACCUUCAACAGAUUUCCAGAGAUCUUCCAGACAUUUAGUGGUUUUAGAAAGGCUUUCCCUGAACUGUCAAGCUACUGUUACUGCGUUGACACUCGAGGAAGAGAACUUCCCAGCUCUGGACUUGAGCUGCUCUUGAGUGAUGUAUAUGAUACAGCUUUCUCAGGCCAGGAUGUAGGACGCUCCUUCUCUCAAUCAAACAUCUAUCGAGUCCUACAGAGGAGAUACCUUGCUGUCCAGCUGGCCUUGACCGGGCACUUUAGAUGUCCAACCCCCUGUGAGACUGAGCGCUCUUCAAGCUUGCAGGCUGCUAAUGUCUUUGUGCCUUCAUGUGAUGCUCGUGGAAACUACUUACCAACCCAAUGCCAGACUAAUGGGCAGUGCUGGUGUGUGGACUCAGAUGGCAAAGAGAUCUUUGGGACUCGACAGCAUGGACUUUCCAACUGUCGCGCAGGAGCAAAAGACUGCCUCUCUGAAAGGAGACAAGCACUCUCCAGGCUUUUUUAUGGUCCAUCUGAAUUCCUCAGCCAGAAUAAUGUAUUUUCAGCCUUUCUGGCCAACACACAGAAAACCUUCUCUCCACUUUUGCCAUGCAGCCUAGAAUUCCAAGAGCUUCUGGCCAAAUCAGGUCUAUCCAGAUCUUUGCCAGAGUCAGAGCAGUUGGAUGUUGGGGACAUCCUGGCUGAGAUUAUCCAUGGAUUGUUCCCCACAGGAGCUCUUGCAUUAAAGGCCCUGACCCUCACUACUAACCCUAAGAGACUCCAGGAGAACCUUUUUGGGGGCAAGAUCUUGAAGAAUGCAGGCAGUUUUAACUUUACUGGUACUGUUGGUGCUAGAGGGACUUUGAGAUUUAGUCAGAUUUUUAGUCAGGUUGGUUUGAUCCAAAAUGGUGAGGACCUUCUGCAGCUAGCCAUGUUCUUUUCAGAUGACUCUGAACGAUUAAACCUCGAUCAAGAAAUCUCAGAUUCUUAUGGACGCUCCGUAAACCUUAAGCGCAACAGAGACUUGAUCAAGCUUAUUGGGACCGUCCUAGAAAAUGACCAAUUCUUUAUUACACUACAACAGACAAUUACCUUGCUCAAAGCAGAAGAUAACACCCAGCUAGAACCAAUUUUCCGGGCAGUGUUUCAAAAUGACAUUUGCAAUUCAGCUGCUACCCCUACAUCUCUGUAUGUGCCCCAGUGCACUGAAGAUGGCCAGUAUCAAGAGAUUCAGUGCCAGGGCUCUGAAUGCUGGUGUGUUGAUGCUAAUGGACUGGAGGUUAUGGAGUCACGGUCUACUGGUUCCAGACCGAGAUGCCCAUCCAAGUGUGAAAAGGAGCGCAGGAUGGCCAUAGGAGUAAAAUCCAGCCGGUCAGCAGGCUCUGAGGUGUUCAUUCCUAAAUGUGAACAAGACGGAGAAUACGUGCCAUUGCAGUGCCUUGGAAAGAGCUGCUUUUGCAUGGACCACACUGGAGCUAGACACAACACAUUGAGCUCUGGCAUCUCUCUGCAGUGUCCAACGGAUUGCCAGGUUACUGCAGCCCAGUAUUUUCUAAACACAGUCACUUCCAUUCUGUCCAGUCCUGCUUCAGUAUCAGAUAUAUCUGAUGUCUACAUCCCUCGCUGUACUCCGGAUGGCAGCUGGCACCAGAUCCAGUGUGAUGGCCCUCCCGAACAAGUCUUUAUGUUCCAUCACGAGUGGAGCCAAGUCAACAAUGCUGGGAAGCAGAUGCCUGUAUCUGAACUCAUUCAAAUUCUGCAAGAAUACAAAAGAAAUUCAGAAGCAAUGAAAUCAUUUGGGGGCUUCAUCCUUGCAUUAUUUCAGGCAAGACAUCAGAAAGUGUUUCCUUCUUUGGCCAGGUUUGACACAUUUUCAGAAGUUCCAUCUGAAGUCCUAGAAGGCAAUGCUGAAAAUGUUUUUGGACCAUCUGUUUUCCUGAACCCACUGUCCCUAUGGAGACUUCUCAGAGGGGACACCAACCAGUAUCCAGGUCCACUGUCAGAUUUCAGCGCUCCUCUAGGUCACUUUGACUUGCGCCAUUGCUGGUGUGGUGACCAGAAUGGAGCCAUGAUACUUGGCUCCAAGGCUCCAGUCAACCAAAUCCCAAAAUGUCCAGGGCCAUGCUCUCUGUCAUGGGAUCAGAGCAAUAGCUUCUUGGCAGAUGCAGAGAGACUGAUCUCUCUAUCCAAUAGCUCUCAUAUACCUGUGGGUUAUAGCUUCCUCCUGGCAAAGAGUGUAAAUCUGAGUUAUGAUGAGCUGCAGCAGGGAGCCAGUCAUGGCUUUCAGAUUUCAGACACUCUCUUAAGUAAUACAAACUCUGCCCUGCACCUUGCAGCAUACUCUACCCUUCAGUUUUACUGGCAGAGCAUCCAAUUGGCCAGUGGAAAAGACAGUCAAAGUCUGCAGUUUGGGUACCAGCCAUAUAGCCCACAGUGUGAUGCAUUUGGCCAGUGGCUGCCUAGUCAAUGUCAUCCAAGCACUGGUCAAUGUUGGUGUGUGGAUGAUGAUGGAGGUUACAUUAUUGGAUCUCUUACUAGUCGGUCCAUACAGCCCCCACAGUGCCAAAGUACAUGCCAGAGAGCACAAGCUCAGUUCAGUAUGUCUGUCUGGAGUAAGGCAUCCUCCAACAUGUCUGUUUCCUACAGCCCAUCUUGUGAGGAGGAUGGUGAUUUUUCUGUGCUCCAGAAGUAUGACCCCAGCAGCAGUGUUGCCUUAUGUGUCAGUCCUGCUACUGGAGAGGCCAUUCAACAGGCCACACUUAGCCCUACAGGAGAGCUACAGUGCCCCAGUUGGUGUUCUCUUCAGAGGAAGCUGUCAUCUGAACGUGAGACAGGUAUUGGCUAUAAACCAGAGUGUGUGGAAGAUGAUAAGAUGUUCACCCCUCAGCAGUGCGAUGAGGAUUAUUGCUGGUGUGUUUCUGAAAGUGGCCGGGAGAUCCCCUUCACGCGCAGUCCUCGCUUAGUGAAAACACCUUCUUGCGACACUCCUCAGUGCCCUCUUAUCUUCAGGGUCUCUAUAUCCCAUGGAGCUAUUCUCUGUGGUAAUGACAGUGUGGCUGAGAAACAGAGGCAGCGCUGUGAAGUUUUCUGUGACCAAGGUUAUAUAAAUGCCCUCCCUGCCAAAACAUUCUUGUGUGAUCCUGUAACCAAGUCCUGGUUAUAUGAAGCUCCUCUGGCCUACUCUUGCCAAAGAGCUCAGCCUCUGCAGACUGUAGAGGUAUCCACAGUGUUGCAGUUGUCUCUGGCAGAGGAUCAGCAAAGCUGCAGUGUUCAGAGUUCUCUGCUGCAAGCAUCCCUUCUGUUUAACAUGAGAGCAGCAGGACUCUGCAGCUUACAGUUAUCUUCCAAUCUAUACAUCUCAAUUUGUGACGAGUCAUCUGUCUCCUUGGAGUGUUUGAGCCCGCAAAACCUCACUGCUUACAUCACUUUUAAAGCUCGCAUCUCUGAUCUGCCAGUCAGCAUCCUGCCUGAUCUCCAUGACAUUGACUCUGUGCUCAGCAGUCAGAUGGAUGGAUUUAUGGCAUUGAUCAGAGAUAAGUCAUACCAGUCACUCUUCAUCUUGGAGCAUACUACAGCCAUCUCCUCGCCUGCCACAUUCAGCUGCUCUGCAGGCUUUCAGCUGCUCCCAGACUCUGGGUGUGUGGUAUGUCCUGUUGGUUCGUUCUCCAGUGGAGGUCGAUGUAUUGCAUGUCCACAGGGCUCAUAUCAGCCCGAAGAAGGAAAGGACCUAUGCAUUUCCUGUACUUUAGGAACCACCACAGCAACACUGGGAGCCUUUAGCCCCUCACAUUGUGUUUCAGAAUGUCAGCAGAGUAAGCUUAACUGUACUGAAAAGGGGGACUUCCUUCCAGCCCAAAAGGAUUUCAUGUCUGGCAAGUGGCUUUGUGUCACUGUAGAAGGGAAGGAACUGUCCUGGACAUCGGCAGAUGAGCCAAUCAGUGCAGAGCAAUGCAAAGUUUUGGAGAAAUUCAAGGUUGUUACAAUAUCAUCGCUGUUGCUCGAUUCUGUGGAUGCUGUGGUGCUGCAAUCUAUUCCGUCCUCACAGCCACUGGAAACUCAGAUUAGAAAAUGUGUGCUUGACUGUGCUAAAGAUGACUCGUGCCAGUACAUUGCUGUUUACGACGAAGGAACUCAAACCUACUGUGACCUCUACAGCACACACACAACUAAUGUUGAAUGCAAGAUCUCUCAGGAAAGAAAAGGCUUUCUGGGAAAUGAAGCAUCUGAUACAUUCCAAGCCCUGAGCUGCAUGUUGAAAGUCAAAGUUGGGGAGAAUCCCAAUCUCAUAGUGCUUAGAAAGAAAGGAUAUAGAUUCAGCACCACCGGAAGGAAGAGCUUUAAGAGACUGGGUUUUCACAAAGUGAAUUCUGGAGUAUAUCAUACUCUUGUAUUUGAUGCACCUAGAGCAUCUCUAGAUGAUGUGCACUACUUCUGUGCAAAGACUUGCAGUGAGGAGAGCUGCUGUGAUGGCUUCGUUCUUAACCAAAAUGUUCUCAGUGGAGGAUCUGUGAUGUGCGGUCUGCUGAGUUUUCCUGGUGUGCUGCAGUGCUAUGAUGAAGACUGGGACAUAAGCAGCAUAGCUUCAGCUAGCCGAACCUGUGGGGCUGGACUCCAAUAUAACAAACAGCAGAAGCGGUUUACUUUUGAAUUUGGUGGACAGAAUUUCAUAAUAACUGAUUCAGCUUUGCCAGCAUCAAGCAAAAACAAAACUGAUUACCAAGCCAGUAUCAUCAGCUUUCAGCGGGUCUACCUCUGGACAGAGUCAGAUAUGAGCACAAGACCAAAGACUGAUGGAGCCUGUGGAGGAUCAGCACUUCUAGAGGUUUUUAGUCCCACUCUGUCUGACUCAGUGAAGGAGAGUUUUGAGGUGCUUAAUACCAAUGAAAUUAAGACUGACUCGAUGAAAGAAACACCAAGCCAAAGGUACUGGGUCUUUAAACACCAGUACACUGCUGAAGAGGCUCAGCUCUGGUGUCUUAAACGCUGUAUGGAGGAGGAGUUUUGUCAUGUAACAGAUCUGCGAGAUGAAGACACUGUGUAUUUUACAUGCCUGCUGUAUCCUGACACAAGAGUCUGUGGAGCUUAUGAUAAACCUCUGAGGCAGGCCUGCAGUCUGAUAUUGCCACAGGACCCUCAGACUGCCUACCAAAAGAAUGUCAAUCUAACUGGCAGUGUGAAAAGCUUCUACAGCCGUGUGCCUUUUAGAAAGAUGGUGUCUUAUUCUGUCCGUUACCGUGUUGAGAUGAUCAACAAGUCCAUCACUGAAGGGUUUUUUGAAUGUGAGAGGCGUUGUGAUGAGGAUCCUUGCUGUAGAGGAAUCGGUUAUGUUCAAGACACUGGAGCAUCUGGUAUAAAUGCUCAGUGUCUGACUUUGAAUAGUUUGGGGAUUCAGACAUGUGGGGAAAAUGGAAGAACUAAAUGGAGAGUGCAGGAUUGCUCUCCAUCUAAAGUAAAGACUGAGGUCCACCCUUUUGGUUGGUAUGAGAAGCCAGUCAAUCAGUGGACAGAAAGUCCUGGGAUUUGUCCUUCCUUUAAACUUCGCUCUCCCUCAAAAGUCGUUAAUUUGAAAAACUGGAGACUGCUGGAUGACUUGAAUGUUGUGGUAGACCCGUCGAUGUCUGCAUUCGACAUCAUUCAUUUUAGCAGAGAUAUUGCUGAUGACCUGGAGAAAGUCCGUGACUGGUGUCUGGCUGCAUGUGAGGAAAAAGAAUCCUGUUCAGCUGUGUCUUUGGCCAGUAAAGAGUCAGCAGUGAGGUGUGUGAUGUACCCAGACACUCAUACCUGCCUACCAGCCUCCAGUGGUCAGCACUGUGUCCUCCUCACUAAGGAACCUGCCCAGUAUGUAUACUUAAGAACUGGUGAGCAACAGUUAACCUCGGUGUCUAUCCCUGGCCAUGGAACACUCCUUGGUAAAAAUGAGAUCAAGUUAAUUGGCACUGACAGCAAGAGCGUGACUUAUUUCCUGGGUGUUCCUUAUGCGAGUCCACCAACUGGUGAAAUGCGUUUCACGCCACCAAAGCCAGCUGAUUGGACAGUCACCUGGAAUGCCACAUUUGCUCGGCCCACUUGCCUUCAGCCUGGUGACACUGAUAAAUCCAGCUCCAGUGAGGACUGCCUGUACCUCAAUGUAUUUGUACCCAGCAGUGUGAAGCAGCCAGCUCCAGUCCUAGUGUUCUUCCAUAAUGAUGGCUCCACUUUCCUAGAUGGCUCUUAUCUUGCUGCUGUAGGAAACAUCAUCGUUGUGACGGCAAACUUUAGAGUGGCUGCUUUCGGAUUCCUUACCACAGGUUCCAGUAGUCUUCCUGAGAACUACGGGCUGCAGGACCAGGCAGCGGUACUAAGAUGGGUACAGGCGAACAUUGCACUCUUUGGAGGAAACCCCUCUAGAGUGACAGUGGGAGCAGAUAGGAACGGUGCAGACAUUGCCAGCCUUCAUCUGUCUUCAUCAUUAUCCUCAUCUCUGUUCCACCAGGCUUUGCUUAUGGGUGGCUCAGCAUUUUCCCCAGCUACAGUUAUGAGCAAGCAGAAAGCUCAGGAGCAGGCUGUAUCUCUGGGUUUCGAGCUUGAUUGCUUGUCAUUAGAUCCUGCACAACUACUGAUCUGCUUGAGACAAAAAUCUGCUGAGAGCAUCAACGCAGCACAGACCAAGUUAUUGGCAGUGAGUGGACCCUUGCAGGCCUGGUCUCCAGUGGUGGAUGGUGUGGUGGUUAGAGAACAGCCAUCAGCAGCCCUGAGCUCUGGACGCUUCCAUAGAGUGCCACUAAUGCUGGGCUCUUCUGCAGAGGAUGGUCUGAUCAGCCGAGCUAAAAACAUCAAGAACUUUGAGCAGCUUCAGGGAAGAGCAGACAGUAAAACUGCUUUCUAUGAAGCAUUGUCCAAUUCUCUGGGAGGAGAUGAAGCCAACGAGUUUGUGAAAGAAGCAGCUACUUGGUUCUAUUCUCUGCAACACUUUCCAACUCCCUCUGGCUACAGUGUCUUCUCCCGUGCUCUGGAGAAUGCGACAAGAGACUUAUUCAUCACCUGCCCUUCUGUUGAGAUGGCCAACUUCUGGGCCUCCAGCACUCGCUCUGCAGUUUACAUGUACCACCUGCCCCAAGACAUGUCACACACAAGUGCUGAUGUUUCAUCUCCCCUGGAUGUGCAGUAUGUGUUUGGAUUGCCACAUGUUCCAGAAACACGAGAACUCUUCACUUCGACAGAGAGAACUCUUUCACUGCAGAUCAUGAGCUACAUGGCUAACUUUAUUAAAUCUGGAAACCCCAACGUUCCUCUCUCCGUGUCUGGAGUAUCUUUCAGUGAGCUUAUGCCUCCCUGGCCACAGUUCCUGCCCCACCCGAAUGGACAGAACUAUAAGGAGCUGUCUCCAACCCUUAGUAACCACAAGAGCCUUCAGGCACUCCAGUGCUCUUUCUGGUCCCAAUACGUGCCAGUUCUGAGCUCCUCUACAGGAAAACUCUUGUCCAAGAAUUUGGAUGGAAUGAAUAAACCAUCUGAAGCUCCAAAGCCAGAGCCUUUUUCAGAUUUUAGCUCUUUGGUGAAUCAAACCAAACCCAAGUCUGAGAAGGAUGCUUAUAGUUGAACUGUCUAAAAUUUGAUUUGCAAAUUUGGUUCAAGACUAUUUCAUUUUUAACCACAAUCAUAUUUUUUUCUGGAGUUCUGUGUAUAUUUGAGUGAUGUCAUGGUGUUCCA
Molecule: messenger RNA, 8264 nt
Organism: Silurus meridionalis
Lineage: Eukaryota; Metazoa; Chordata; Actinopteri; Siluriformes; Siluridae
Gene: tg
Product: thyroglobulin
Exons: 48
Coding region: 1-8154 (2717 amino acids)
Biological process (GO): thyroid hormone generation
Source: RefSeq, a predicted model, not a curated record